This is a messenger RNA of Hemiscyllium ocellatum (epaulette shark), 4894 nucleotides long. RefSeq names its product solute carrier family 35 member B4 (gene slc35b4). The coding region runs from base 128 to 1114 and encodes 328 amino acids. Lineage: Eukaryota; Metazoa; Chordata; Chondrichthyes; Orectolobiformes; Hemiscylliidae. The transcript has 10 exons. The record is from RefSeq and is a predicted model, not a curated record. Gene Ontology annotation, biological process: transmembrane transport. Gene Ontology annotation, cellular component: endoplasmic reticulum membrane; Golgi membrane. Gene Ontology annotation, molecular function: UDP-xylose transmembrane transporter activity; UDP-N-acetylglucosamine transmembrane transporter activity.
AGAGGGAUGGCGCCUGUUUGGACGUGUCAGUUGAUGGUACAGUGAGUGGAACGGAAGGAGCUAAGGGAAUCAGCAGCGGCCUAGCUGGCUAUCUUACCUCGACCACCACCCCUUUUCAAGGGCCAAGAUGCACGCAGUCUUCGCUGUUGGCCUGGUGUUCCUUGGCUGCACCAGCAAUGUUGUGUUUCUGGAACUGUUGGUCAGGGAUUUUCCAGGAUGUGGAAACCUUGUGACAUUUGGACAGUUCCUGUUCAUAGCAUUGGAAGGCUUAAUCUUUCAAGCUCACUUUUUCACAAAGCCUCGGGCAAUCCCUUUAAGGAACUAUUUCAUCAUGGUCACCAUGUUUUUCAUCGUAAGUGUGGUUAAUAAUUAUGCCCUCAACUUCAACAUUCCAAUGCCUUUGCACAUGAUCUUCAGAUCAGGCUCUCUGAUAGCCAGCAUGGUAUUGGGAAUUAUAGUUUUAAAGAAAAGAUACACAGUUGCGAAGUACAUUUCAGUGGCUCUGGUUUCUUUGGGAAUUUUUAUCUGUACAUUCAUGUCUGCAAAACAAGUGUCUUCGCAUAAAAGUGCAUCUGCUGAAGAGAGUUACUAUGUAUUAAUACAGUGGCUGAUAGGUAUUUUAAUGCUGACUUUUGCACUCUUCAUGUCAGCUAGAAUGGGACUUUUUCAAGAGACAUUAUAUAAGCAGUAUGGCAAACACUCGACAGAGGCAUUGUUUUAUAAUCAUUUCCUGCCAUUACCAGCUUUCCUCUUAUUUGCUUCUGACAUUUACAAUCAUGGAGUUCUCUUCAACCAAUCUGAACAGAUGGAGAUUGCACUCCUGGGAAUCACUAUACCGAUCAUGUGGUUUUACCUGAUACUCAAUGUUCUAACUCAAUACGUUUGCAUCCGUGGUGUUUUUAUUCUCACAACAGAGUGCACAUCCUUGACAGUCACACUUGUCGUGACACUUCGCAAGUUCAUCAGUCUCAUCUUCUCUAUUGUUUAUUUCAAGAACCCCUUCACCUUCUGGCACUGGAUUGGGACAGUGGUGGUUUUUAUUGGGACUCUCACUUAUGCCGAAGUUUGGAAAACGUUUAAGCUGUUGUUCGACAGCAAGAGAAAGGAGCAAUAAAUCACUUCAGCGCAGUAUAACCAGGUCCAGGCAUUCAGCCUAAACAUUCGAUGAAAAGAAAUGACUAUCAAGAAGAAUACAUUUUUAAUUUAUUCCUUUCCUGUGAAAACUCUAUUUUUGUAAAGGUAUAAUUUGUCUACUUGCGUUCCUCUAGUGAAUCUUUGGUCUGGACAUGUCAGUUCUUUCUAUCGGAUUUGAAUUUAUUGCUUAAUAAAUACAUCAAGACACUUGAAGUAAUGCUUAAAAAGUACCAUAAUGAUUACUUUUUGUUCAAGUUUGGUGCUAUGACUGUUUUUAAUUAAAUAUUUUGUUUGUAAAAUUUAGCUUCGCAGCGCUGCUGAUUUCACAGCAUAGAAACUCUGAGAAAAAUAUUGGCACGAGAUCUGAAAGCACUGAUCACCAUGAUUUGACUGAUAGUAGUGCAUGCAUGCUUGUCAUGUACUGACAAUGUGUAGUGUAGAUAGACUGCUGCCUGAUGUAGUGUUUUGGUACUGUUACUACUAUUGCACAUCUAAAUAUGUAUUCGGUUGCCCCAAGAAUCUACCCCAAAUCUGUGCUAUUUAUGUAUCUCUAUUUAGCUUUCAGGUAAGAGGGUUUACUUGUGACUAUAUUUUUGCAUUAUUGUCACUGGGGAAGUUUUAAUUUUUUCAGUCAGAAGGCUGUUUAGAGAUGAGGAGGCAUUUGAACCUUCAUGGUUCAUGUUGACCUUGAGCGUAUCACCAGAUUUUUGUUCCCCGGAAAAAAAAACUCCAGCCCGUUUCUCCACAGUUCCACCUCUUUCCCUCCCACUUUCCAGACUAUCACAUUGUUCUCUUGGUCUAAAUCCUGAAACAAAACGCCAAAAAGCAACCAUUCCAUGCUUACUUCAUGUAAGAAUAUUUCUAAUAAUGCAUAGAAUAUCUCAUGGUACACCUUUGUUCUUUCCCUUGGAGUCUGGGGUCUUUGUCUGGUCCAGUGUUCCUACACGGUGCUACCUUGGUGAUAACUGCACUGCUUUCUGACAGGUGGUAGGCUGCUGAAGUACACCAGUGGAGGGAAGACAGCAAAUGCCUUUCCAUAAUGCCCUUGAGCAGCUCUGGGAUUGAGGGCCUAUCUUCAGACUGUAACAGCUCAGCAGCAGCAGUGGCAGAAGUGCCAUUGCUGUUAUCCUGAAGCAGACAGCAGGUAUGUGCUCCACAGAGCUACUUGUAUUUCUCCAUAGUGGAAUUUCAAUAAUCUAUAGAUUUUACAGAACAAACUGUUGUCACUAUUGUGAGACCCAGCAAAUCUAUUUGAGCAUUGUUUUCCCCAAUCAUGAUGCCCACAAGUAAACUGUCCAAAUUCCUAUUGCAGAACUGAUCCAUUAUUUGAUUUUUGCUUGUGCUGCACCAGCUCAUGCAGUGACCAUCAUUUGUCCAAAAAUGUUGUCUUGAAUGGGCUGCAAGGUCGGUGCAACUUCCUGCAUAAUGUACAACUGGAUUUCUCCACACUCUUGACAGUGACAAAACCAUCAAAUAGAGUUUCUACCCUUUCAGUCUUUUCUUUUACCCCAUUGAAGUCUCAUCUGCAGCAGAACUCAUCUGCAACUUUGUGCUUGUCUGAAGAACCUGCUGGUCCACUUCAGAAGUAUAACUUCUUUUUCUUUGUCAGUAUUGAACUAAAGCCUCCAGUGACAUAUCCUUUUCAGUCAGAAGGCUGUUUAGAGGUGAGGAGGCAUUUGCUACUCCAUAGGUGCACUUCUUUCGUGCUUGGGAAGUUUUUUUUCUAGUUUAUUCCAGCAUCUGAUACAGCUAGAGUAUAACUCUGUUCCAUGUUGAGUGUGUAGCCACUUAGUGUGCUUAGCAUUGGGCUGCACAUCCAAUUCAUGGAACUGAACAGACAACAUAAAGUUACUGUGCUGUCUUUAUCAGAUCCAUUGAGGGUGAGGUAAUUAUCCUUUAUGAUCUCCAUGUGCAUUAAUGGGCAUUAAUGCCAAAUAUCAAAUGCAAUUGAAUGCAAGAUUGGAUGGUGAAAGUGGAAUUAAAGACUGGGCUUUUGGUGGAUUGGGUUAAUAGACUGAGGGUUUGGAAAGUGUUGUGGGAUGACCACCAGUUUGGGUGGUGCGAUGGGUUAACGUGGUUUGGAUGAUGAAGUGGGCUAGCAUUCAAGAUCUGGGUGAUGUGCACGUUUAAUGGAUUGAGGGUUGGGUAUUACACUUGGUGAACACACUGAGGGACAGGUCAGUGCAGUGGUCUGUAUGGCCUUCUCUUGCCCUUAAUUUUUUGGAGUUGUGGAGUCACUGUUUAUAUGAAAUGUUAAUUUAAUUAUCUAGAAUAAAUGUCAACAACACAUACCGUGUAGUGUUUGUACAAUGUAAUUCAAAGUUUGGGAGAAGAUUUGUAGUUUGGGUGCUUGUUGUUGUGGUUCUGUUCGCCUAGCUGGUAGUUUUUGUUGCAAACGUUUCGUCCCCUUUCUAGGUGAUAUCCUCAGUGCUUGGGAGUCUCCUGUUGGGAGCCUUCUUCCUUGAAGAAGCGCUUCACAGGAGGCUCCCAAGCAGUGAGGAUGUCAUCUAGAAAGGGGACGAAGUUUUUGUUGCAAACAUUAUCAGCUCGGCAAACAGAAGUACAAUGUAACGUACAAGCACUGUAUAGAAUUGAUUAAUUUAGAUAGUUAAAAGGUAGAAACUUCAAUAGAAAGAAAGGAAUUUAUCUAAGAAAGAGGUGGAUAUAGAUGUUCUGUGGGAGCACCUCAUAACUAUUUUUGUGUUGAAAACGUAUGAUAAUAAAAGUUGUGUUACAUUCAGUGAAUCACUGAAUUUUCACGAUUCUCAAUAUUACAAAGACUUGGAGUGAAUAUCUACAUAUAUUUGUUGCACUUCAAAGGUAAUUCAUUAUGUGAAGCUCUCCAAUGUUUACAUGAAAGGUGCUGUGUAAUUGCAACUAUUGGUUUUACACCUGUAGAGGGCUGGUAUCUUCAGAAAUGCCAGUGGUUAUGAUUUUGUUAAUAGAAAAAUCAUUGCUCACUUCCUUUGCUCCUGGUCUCCCUUAUCCCAGGGUGGCACAGUGGUUAGCACUGCUGCCUCACAGCGCCAGAGACCCGGGUUCAAUUCCUGACUCAGGCGACUGACUGUGUGGAGUUUGCACAUUCUCCCCGUGUCUGCGUGGGUUUCCUCCGGGUGCUCCGGUUUCCUCCCACAGUCCAAAAAUGUGCAGGUCAGGUGAAUUGGCCAUGCUAAAUUGCCCGUAGUGUUAGGUAGAGGGGUAAAUGUAGGGGUAUGGGUGGGUUGCGCUUCGGCGGGUCGGUGUGGACUUGUUGGGCUGAAGGGCCUGUUUCCACACUGUAAGAAAUCUAAUCUAAUCUAAUCUAAUGAAACUUGUUUUCAUUUAAUUAUCUGCAAAAUCAGUAACCAAAGACCAUCACCAAGACUCUAUUUUCCAGCAAUGUUGCUAUGAUUUAUACAGUUUAAAACUUCUGCCUGUGGACAUCCAUUUUGUGUGCCUCUCUGCCUUCAUAAACUGCUUAGUGGGAGGUAUUCCUAAUGUGUGAUGUCAAAUCAAGUUAUCCACUAUCUGUCUCUGGCAUAAAAUAGUUUGAAGAACAACUUAAAACUGAGUGGUUAAAAAAGAUGUUUUGCCUUAUUAGCAGUUGAACCUGUAUGAUAUAUCAUUGGAUAAACCUUUGUUUUGAUGAGGCUGCUAUUAAGCAUAUCUCCUUGUCUGAAGUUCAAUGGUAUGUAAUGUAUUGAACAGCCUACUUUUUUGAGCUCAGUGUCUCAACCUGCUUUCAUCUGUGGUAUAGUGCAUUGUGUCAUCAUGUUACCUC